AUGAGCAGUACGGCGGUCGGAAGUGCUAAUCAGCAGCAAGGGGCCACCCCAACGGCACCCCAAGCAGGUCCUGGACAACAGCCGGAAGAUGGUGCCAUCAGCGUCAUAAAGCCCGAGCUGGACAAACGACGCAUUCAGCGGAUGUUCAGCUGGACGGCGGACUCUCCGGCCAUCACCGGCAGCGAGACGAGCGUGGCGACGAUCGACGAUGGAGGGACGAUGUGGAGCAGGCAGCAGAAUGCCGUCUCCGUGCGGCAUGCGUUCAAAUCGUACGGCACCAAGAAGAAACCAAAUCAAGUUCUAUCGAAUCUUAACAUGACAGUAGCCAAAGGAACAAUUUAUGGACUUUUAGGAGCAUCCGGUUGCGGCAAAACGACACUGCUAUCAUGCAUAGUUGGACGAAAGCGACUAAACUCAGGGGAAAUUUGGGUGCUGGGAGGAAAACCGGGAACAAAGGGAUCUGGUGUGCCUGGAGCGCGCGUAGGUUAUAUGCCACAAGAGAUAGCUUUAUAUGGGGAGUUUUCCAUCCGCGAGACGAUGAUGUACUUCGGCUGGAUCUUCGGCAUGCACACGUCGGAGAUCGCCGAGCGGUUACAGUUUCUGCUCAACUUCCUCGAUUUGCCAUCGGAGUCUCGGUUGGUCAAGAAUUUGAGCGGUGGUCAACAGCGUCGCGUGUCGUUCGCCGUUGCGCUGAUGCACGAUCCCGAGCUGCUCAUCCUCGACGAGCCAACCGUCGGUGUGGAUCCACUACUUAGGCAAAGUAUAUGGAAUCAUCUGGUACACAUCACCAAGGCUGGCCAGAAGACGGUCAUCAUCACGACGCACUACAUCGAAGAAGCCCGACAAGCACACACGAUCGGCCUGAUGCGGUCGGGACGACUGCUCGCGGAGGAGUCUCCCAGCUGUCUGCUGUCGAUGUACCGCUGCAGCAGUCUGGAGGACGUCUUCCUGAAGCUGUCACGCAAACAGGGUCAAGCUAAUGUCGCUCCUGCUGAACUGAACAUCAGCAACAACAUUUCUUUGUCGGCGCUAGCAUUCGGCAACAAGAAGGACAACCCAGUCUACGUCAGCCAGGAGAGUGGUGUCGUAGGACUUAACUUCCACCAGAGCAAGGAGGUGCUCAUCAGUGACAGUAAUGGAUCGACCAUCGCUAUUAACGGACUCAACGGAACGGCCCCUGGUGCAAUCAGUCAAGCAGUCGACUGCGACAACUGCACCGAAUGUACCGGAUGCUCGAAUUUCACCUCUAAGGGUAAAAUUCGCGCACUGUUGGUAAAGAACUUCCUGCGCAUGUGGCGAAACGUGGGCGUGAUGCUGUUCAUCUUCGCCCUACCGGUGAUGCAGGUGAUCCUGUUCUGUCUGGCAAUUGGACGCGACCCAACCAACCUGAAGAUGGCCAUCGUAAACGGUGAAAUGAACACGACCAUCGGCGCGGACUGUGUGUUUGAUCCUGGGUGUAGCUUUACGAGCCUCUCGUGUCGCUACCUGAGCCAUCUCAACGACACCAUAGUGAAGGAGUACUACAGCGAUUUGGACUCGGCGCUUGAUGCGGUACGCGACGGAAACGCCUGGGGUGCCCUGUACUUCACGGACAACUUUACGGACGCACUCGUUGCUCGAAUUGCUCUCGGACGUGAUGCGGACGAUGAAACGCUGGACCAGUCGGAGAUUCGCGUGUGGCUUGAUAUGUCCAACCAACAGAUUGGCAUCAUGCUGAACCGAGAUCUUCAGGUGGCGUAUCGUGAGUUCGCUCAGCAGCUGCUUCGAGUGUGCGACAACAAUCCCAAGCUCGGCGAUGUCCCAAUCCAGUUCAAGGCUCCAAUCUACGGUACCAACGAUCCGUCGUUCACGGACUUCGUCGCUCCGGGUGUGAUCCUAACGAUCGUAUUUUUCUUGGCGGUGGCGUUGACUUCCUCGGCGCUGAUCAUCGAACGUACCGAGGGUCUGCUGGAUCGAUCGUGGGUCGCCGGAGUGACGCCCAGCGAGAUCCUGUUCUCGCACGUUGUCACCCAGUUCGUGGUGAUGUGCGGUCAGACGGCGCUGGUGCUGAUCUUCAUGAUCGUUGUGUUCGGUGUGACGAACAACGGUGAGAUCGGUUGGAUCGUGGUGCUGACCAUUCUGCAGGGCCUGUGCGGCAUGUGCUUCGGGUUCGUCAUUUCGGCCAUCUGCGAGCUGGAGCGCAAUGCCAUCCAGCUUGCCCUGGGCUCGUUCUACCCGACGCUGCUGCUCUCGGGCGUCAUCUGGCCCAUCGAGGGUAUGCCGCUGGUUCUGCGGUACAUUUCCCUGUGCCUACCGCUGACACUGGCCACCACGUCCCUUCGCUCCAUCCUAGCACGCGGCUGGAGCAUAACGGAGCCGGACGUAUAUAUGGGCUUCGUGUCGACGAUCGCCUGGAUCGCGCUGUUCCUCGUCGUCACGAUGCUGGUGCUGAAGUUCAAGCGCGGUUAA
Messenger RNA from Anopheles coustani, 2448 nucleotides. It is a transcript of the gene snu, whose product is annotated as ABC transporter G family member 23. The record is from RefSeq and is a predicted model, not a curated record. The transcript has 11 exons. NCBI's taxonomy places the organism in Eukaryota, Metazoa, Arthropoda, Insecta, Diptera, Culicidae. The coding region runs from base 1 to 2448 and encodes 815 amino acids. Gene Ontology annotation, molecular function: ABC-type transporter activity; ATP binding; ATP hydrolysis activity. Gene Ontology annotation, cellular component: membrane.